AUGGUGAAGAGAGUGAGUGUCCAUCUUUAUGUUCUAAACGUGCGUUUUUCGUUCUCCCUCCUCCAUACCCGGCCCAGGUUGGCUGCGGGCGUUAAAGUCCUCGCACUCGCCUUUCCCACCCUCGGAAAUCCUGGCGCGCCCGUGAGACGUUCCUAUUCCGGUUCUCUCCGCCGCCGGCCGCGGAUUCGCGGACUGUUGACAUUCGGGGAUGUGGCCAUAGAAUUCUCUCAGGAGGAAUGGGAAUGCCUAAACCCUGCUCAGAGGGCUUUGUACAGGGAUGUGAUGUUGGAGAACUUCAGGAACCUGGUCUCCCUGGGAAUCUCUCCUUUUGAGAUGAAUAUUAUCUCCAUUUUGAAGAAAGGGACAGAGCUCUGGAUGGUGGAGAAGAAGAUGAAACUAGCAAAUAACACAGAUGUCAUUUCUACAUGUGUGACCAAGGAAGUAUCAACAAAAGAGAUCAUUAAGAAGGGAAAAUUAUUCCAGAAAGUGAUGUUGGAAAGAAAUGUAAGUCAUGGCAUCAAGGAUUUUCACUUCAGGCAAGUCAGGGAAAAUGUGCAUGAGUUUGAAAGUCGGUGGGGAGAAGAUGAAAGAAAUAACAAAGGAGUGACUAAGGCCCAUAACAAAAAUUUCACUGGUAGAAGAGAUCAACAUGUUAAAAAAGAUGCAGAAAACAAGUUUAUGACAUGUUUUAAAAAUACAAUUGAAUUAAGCUUUCAGUCCCAUGUGGCUGAAAUGCAGAAAUUUCACACUGGAGAGAAAAUGUAUGAAUGUCAUCAAGAGGAGACGUCUGUCAACAAUGGAUCUUCAAUUCCAUCCCUUCGAAGAUUUCCUCCUAGUGUGCAAAGUAACAUUUCUAAUGAAUGUGGGGAGGUUUUCCUGCAUCCUACAUUGUUUAUACAACAGAAAACCCACAGCAGAGAAAAACCUUACAAAUGUGGGAAGUCAGUCAGCCAGAGGUUAACGUAUACUAAUCAUCAGAGAAGUCAUUGUGUACAGAGACCUUACGAAGGUAAUGAGGGUGUCAAAACCAUUGACUGUGGCUCAGACCUCACUAAAGAUCACAGAAUCCACACCGGAGAGAAACCAUGUAAAUGUAAUGUGUGUGGCAAGGUAUUUAGUAUACGAUUAAGCCUUAGAACCCAUCAGAGAUUUCAUACUGGAAAGAAACUUUACAAAUGUAACGAAUGUGGUAAGGAAUUUACAAGACGUUCAAACCUGUGGCGUCAUAAGAUAAUUCAUAGCAGAGAGAAACCUUACAAAUGUAAAGAGUGUGGUAAAACUUUUAACCGUGCUUCACACCUCAUUACACAUCAGAGAAUCCAUAAUGGAGAGAAACCAUAUAGAUGUAAUACAUGUGGCAAGAUCUUUAGUCGACAUUUAGGCCUUACACGUCACCAGGCAAUUCAUAGUAGAGAGAAACUUCACGAAUGUAAUGUAUGUGUUAAGGCUUUUACCCGAAAAUCAGAUCUUUGGAAACACCAACAAAUUCAUAGUGGAGAGAAACCUUACCAGUGUAAUGAAUGCAGUAAGGCUUUUUCCACAAGCUCAAAUCUGAUGCGACAUCACCAAAUUCAUAGUGGAAAGAAUCUUUACAAAUGUAGUGAAUGUGGUAAGCCAUUUACACAAAAAUUAAGGCUACGUGAACAUCAGCGAAUUCAUAGUGGAGAGAAACCUUACAAAUGUAUUGAAUGUGAUAAGGCUUUUUCCAAAAGAUCAAAUCUUGUGCGACAUCAGCGAAUUCAUACUGGAGAGAAACCUUACAAAUGUGAUGAAUGCGGUAAGGCUUUCACCCGAAAAUCAGGUCUGUUGGAACAUCAACAAAUUCAUAGUGGAGAGAAACCUUUCAAAUGUAUUGAGUGUGGUAGGGCUUUUUCCGGAAGAUCACAACUUGUGAAACAUCAGGAAAUUCAUAGUGGAGAGAAACUUUACAAAUGUAAUGAAUGUGGAGGAAAACAAAGCGGUUUCCAGUGUAAGUGGUCUCCACAACUCUUGGCUUUUACCUUAAAUUGUCUGCAGCAUGAAGUUAAAGUAGGUAGAGAGCAUCUUUGCUCCACAAACCAGACAUUCAAAGGUCUAACACCGGGAAACGGAGAUCUACCAGAAGCCUGGCGGAGAGACGCCUCGGUCCCGCCCACCCAGCGCGUCCUCCGCGGAGAACGGGCCCGUCCCCUCGCCCCGCCCUGUCCCCGCCCACACGCCGCUGGGUUUUUCCGGCGGGCGCUUGCGCAGUUUACUACAGACGUGGAAGCAGCUGUUCUCUGUCUUGAGUUCUCCACACCCGGCCCGGGGGUCGCUGCGGACGUUAAAGUCCCCGCACCCGCCCUUCCCACCCCCGGAGAUCUCGGCGCGGCCGUGAGACGUUCCGGCCCUCGGGCUCCGCCGCCGGCCGGGGAUCCGCGUCGGUUUCGGUGUAAAAUCGCGCUGAUGUGGGUCCCCGCCCCGGCCUUUCUGCCCUUGGGCGGUGCAGACGCCGCCUGCUGCGUCGUUUCCCUGUUCAAAACCCUUCCCUGA
Messenger RNA from Trichechus manatus latirostris (Florida manatee), 2511 nucleotides. RefSeq names its product zinc finger protein 83-like. Bases 1 to 2511 code for a protein of 836 amino acids. NCBI's taxonomy places the organism in Eukaryota, Metazoa, Chordata, Mammalia, Sirenia, Trichechidae. Gene Ontology annotation, biological process: regulation of transcription by RNA polymerase II. The transcript is spliced from 7 exons. Gene Ontology annotation, molecular function: RNA polymerase II cis-regulatory region sequence-specific DNA binding; DNA-binding transcription factor activity, RNA polymerase II-specific. The record is from RefSeq and is a predicted model, not a curated record.